This is a messenger RNA of Oppiella nova, 1108 nucleotides long. The record is from the annotation of a GenBank genome assembly. Lineage: Eukaryota; Metazoa; Arthropoda; Arachnida; Sarcoptiformes; Oppiidae.
AGUGGUAAUAAUGGCAACGAAUGCGAGUGAAGAGCCAAAUGCCACGACAUCUUCGGGUGAAGGAGUGGUAACCCCUAAGAGACAACCCAUAUGUGUGAUAGUGUUAGGAAUGGCCGGAAGCGGUAAAUCGACUCUUUGUGGCCGACUUUGCGGACACCUCUUCAGCCAAAAGUCGAUGCCAUAUGUCGUGAACUGCGAUCCGGCGGUCGUGUCCACCCCUUUCCCCACCAAUAUUGACAUCAGAGAUACAGUCAAUUACAAGGAAGUGAUGAAACGAUACAAAUUAGGUCCCAACGGAGCCAUCAUCACGUGCCUCAACCUCUUCGCCACACAAUUAGAUCAAGUGAUCCAAUUGGUAGACAAGAGGGCCGACGCUUACGAAUAUGUGUUGUUUGACACCCCGGGACAGAUAGAGGUGUUCACGUGGUCGGCGUCGGGCGCCAUAAUGACGGAAGCGUUGGCCUCACGGUUCCCGACAGUGAUUGUCUACGUGUUGGACACCAUCCGCAGCGAGAAUCCGAUCACUUUUAUGUCAAAUAUGUUGUACUCGUGUUCUGUUGUCUAUAAAUACAAACUUCCGAUUAUUAUAGCAAUGAAUAAAUGCGAUGCCAUUGACUGCAAGUUUGCCAUCGAUUGGAUGAAAGACUGGCAGCUGUUCCAGGAGGCCAUCGAGAAGGAGACCUCCCAUAUGGCUAACCUCACCCGAUCCAUGUCCCUCGUGUUGGACACCUUCUAUGAGAACCUGAAGGCUGUGGGCGUGUCGGCCACCACUGGCCAGGGAUUAGACCAACUCAUAGAUGCCAUCAAAGAGGCGGCCGUUGAGUACGAAAGGGAUUACAGACCAGAGUAUGAGCGCAUCAAACGUGAGGCACAACUGGCGAGAAACAAACAGAGGGAACAACAGCUCCACAAAGCCUCCCAUAAGGAAGACCUGAUCACGUUUGGCGACCCCUCAGCCACCGCUCAUAGGGAUCGCCAUGAGGACAGCGACUCUGACUCAACGCCUGACCCCCUCAUGGAUGCCGAUCAACCCGAAGACGAAAACGAAAAGAAAGAAUACGAAGACUUCAAGAAAUCAUUUUUAUCUCAAAAGUCGACCCAAAAUUAA